This is a messenger RNA of Lachancea meyersii CBS 8951, 828 nucleotides long. The record is from the annotation of a GenBank genome assembly. Lineage: Eukaryota; Fungi; Ascomycota; Saccharomycetes; Saccharomycetales; Saccharomycetaceae.
AUGAAGAGAACCAGAAACCAGCUGGGGCAACUGCCUAAAGAUUUCAGGCAGCGACAUAUUGACAGCUUCAACAAAGGCUGCGAAGCCAUUCUGGACGUCGACUCCACCCUAUAUGAUACUAUCAUCACCAAAGAUUUCUCGCUAUUUCUACAGAAGGAGCAGCCAGAAAUGACAUUGAAUCAUCAUUUCAUGAAGCUCGCAAGUAGUAUCUUGGCUCAACAAAUAAGUGGGGCAGCAGCUAACAGCAUCAAACAAAAAGUUGUGAAUCGAUUUGGCGAAUUUCCCAGCUUCAAUGAAAUGGCAGGGCUGUUCAAGCAAGGCAAGUCGCAGGAACUUCGAGAGUGUGGUCUUUCGGCGCGUAAAGUACUGUAUUUGGAAUCUCUGGCGAACUACUUCAACGAUAAUGAAGAAGAUGUCAAAAUACUGCUGACCAAAGAUAACGAUACAAUUGCAUCUGAACUUGUGUCCAAUAUCAAGGGAAUCGGCCCGUGGAGCGCUAAAAUGUUUCUUGUAACAAGCAUGGAACGUAUGGACAUUUUUGCCGCAGACGAUCUGGGCGUUGCUCGCGGGUGCUCGAAGUAUCUCGACUCACAUCCGGAAAUACUGAAAGAUCUUAUGAGCAAGCGAGGCCCGAUAAUCAAGCGCAGUAAGAUCAAACACGUAAAGAAGAAUUGGAAAAUAUACGACGAAGACAUUGUCGAACAGUGCGGAGAGCUCUUCGCUCCUUACCGAACAAUCUUCAUGUUUUUGAUGUGGAGGCUGUCGCAAACCAAUGUCGAGGUAAUGGCCAAACGAGAAAAUGAUUUUUCUGGCGACAAGAAAUCAUAA